Protopolystoma xenopodis is the source of this 345-nucleotide messenger RNA. NCBI's taxonomy places the organism in Eukaryota, Metazoa, Platyhelminthes, Monogenea, Polystomatidea, Polystomatidae. The record is from the annotation of a GenBank genome assembly.
AUGGUGGGCUCGGACUUCUUGGAUCUGUUCCAAAAACUGCAGGCGACCAAUCGAGUGUCGAUUGAAGACUUCUCGGAUCGCAUCAACAUCUUCACGGUCCUUCUGUUUCUGCUCUGCUGCCUCGUGGUCUCGGCCAAGCAAUAUCUGCUCAACUCAAUCUCCUGUUUUGUGCCAGUCUCUCCGACAGGCGACAACUUUCAGGCCUUCCUGUCCGACUACUGUUGGGUGCACGGUACCAUUCCUCUGCGCUCCGACGAGCCGAUCCCCUCCACACAAGCCGAGUGGAAGGAUUACGACGAACAACGCCGUCAAAGUGAGUCCGAUUCCCACAAAUUCUGUCUCUAG